AUGGGCCCAUUCUUUGGCACUCCAGAGAGGACAUAAUCUUUGCCAAGUCAAGUUCAUGGUUCGAUUUGAUUGCAAGCAGGUGCUUUUUUUUUACUUUGAGUAAUUUUCAAUAAUUUGGAUAACCCUCGGCAUUUCAGUUGGGAAUUGUUUGAGUACACUUUUGGUUAUUUUCUCUGAUCCUGCUGUGGCUACCUUGAGCUUUCUUUCUCAAACUUUUAUGAAUUUAACAUUCCCCAAAGAGACUGGAUCCACCUCUUAUUCCUCUGGACAGAGUAUUCAUACAUUUUUCUUCUUCAGAAAGCCCCCCUUGAACCACUCAGAGAGACAACAAUUCACACAGCCCCAACUCCAGAAAUAGUCUCCUUAUUUAAAGUUGUCAUCAUCAUCAUCUUCUUCUUCAGUAAACUCCAGACCAACUGAGUCGUUUGCCUCUGACCUUUCCUCAGCUUCAAAGACACUCCAAUAGUCCUUCAUCACCAUGGCUUCGUGUAACCAGACUAAUCAAGUCUGCAAUAAUGGAGCAACGAAUCGUGCCAAUUGUCUUGGUGUCCGUGAGGAGACAAGUACCAUGGGUCCGACUAACCCUCAACAGAAUCACACCAAUCAUUCUCCUAUCGAUGUUCUUGUUAUCGGUGCUGGAAUUUCCGGUCUGACUGCGGCUCUUCAAUUGACGCGAGCCGGCCAUCCGGUGACGAUAGUAGAAGCCAGAGACAGGGUAGGCGGGAGAAUCGAUAGCCAUGAUUGGGCCGAUGGCUCGAUCGAUCUUGGUGCUAGCUUCCUACAUGGGGUCGACGGAAACCCUUUGGUUGAUUUGUUAAAACAAUUCGAUGAACCUCUUUAUUUCGAGAAUGAGACAGAUCCAAUCAAAAUAUAUCCUUACCAAGCCGAAAGAUUAUCCGAUCAAACGACGAAGGAACUCUAUGACCAUGCCAACAAGACUUUCUUCUCCACCGCCAGGACAUUUUCUCAAUCGAUGCUUUUACCACAUCCUCAUCCCCACACCUCGUCUGGUUUGCCUUACAAUCCGCCUCCGAAAUCUCUAUAUGACUUCUUACUGGACUCGCCCACCUCCCCUCUAUAUAAAAACCAUCAUACACCCGCCGAACGAAACGUUUUACAAGAAAUCGUCAACUCCUUGGAUUCAUGGACUGGCGCGUCUUCUGAGCAAGUCUCGCUGAAGUGGUGGGGCUUCGAGAAGGACUAUACCGGCGAGGAUGGGGUGUUACCGAACACAUACAGCAGUUUGAUACGCAAGAUGGCGAGCGAGUUUGAGCGAUUGGGCGGACGGAUCCUGCUAGAUUCUGAGUGUGAGCGCAUUCAACUCCAGAUCCCGACGGGUCGAAUACGAGUGAGAGUUGCUGGGAAGCCAGAGGAGAUUGAGGCCGGCUGUUGUGUGUGCACGCUCCCUCUCGGCGUCUUGCAGGCCAAAGCUGACAUCUUCGAUCCCCCGCUUCCACCGCGACGAUUACUUGCAAUCUCGAGGACCGGUUUCGGCCUGCUCAACAAGGUUGUCGUCCGCUACCCCACCUGCUGGUGGUCCGGCGGUGUCCGCUGGUUCGUCCUCUUGCCAGCCGAGGCGGAAAGUGAAACUGACUCGGAGAGUGAAGGAAGUCACCCCUCGGCCGACAGCUCGAUCACAUCAGCCAGAUCUUCCAGUCCUGAAAACCAUUGGCCAUCUCCCACCAUGAGUGGGACGAGUAAAUCGAACUCAAGGCCCGAAUAUUCUGUGCUCUUCUCCAAAGGGGUCAAGGUUCAAAAUUACGUGCCGAUUACUGGCGAGCCAGUAUUGGUUUUCUAUUUGGGAGCGGAAGCGGGGGAAGCAGUCGAGCACUUUUCGAAUGAGUAUGUGGCUGAACUCAUCCAUGAAAAGUUACUCUCUCAAGUGCCAGUGGAGGAAAGAAGCGUGGAGGAGCCGGACCUUCCGAGCGAAUGUCUCGUCACUCGCUGGAGGAGCGACCCAUACGCGAGAGGCUCAUAUUCCUUCAUGAAGACCAAAACCUCGCCCAAAUUUAACGACCAUGGCGACUUGGAAGAUCAUGAAGACUCAAAUCCACUCGACUUGAUCGAGAUGAGCAAACCGCUCUGGGACGGUAAAUUAGGCUUCGCUGGAGAGCAUUGCUCAGUAGACCACUACGCCUGCGUCCAUGGACCUUACAUGACUGGAUUGGAAGAAGCCCAACGGAUCCAAUCGAAUUACCACAGCUUUAACCCGCAUACAGAGCAGGAUCAAAAAGAUAUCUCCAGGUUGACCACAAGCUUUCAAAAGCUUAUCUGAGAACUGAGGCUCUCAAGAUCGAUGGGACAAGGAGUCCUCAAAAAUCUUUUGCUUUGAAUUUGAAUAUGUUUAUUUCUUGUAUCAAUCAAAUCCCUCGAGAACAAAUGCAAUGAGUUCAAGAGGAUGAAAAAAAAGAAUAACUAAAUGUAAAACAAGACCAUUAUUAUUGUAAAAUAUAACAUUUUUUUAUCAUUCUUAUUUUUGACUACAAACGAGAAUAUAAAGAAAAUGCAAUACAC
Molecule: messenger RNA, 2514 nt
Organism: Puccinia graminis f. sp. tritici CRL 75-36-700-3
Lineage: Eukaryota; Fungi; Basidiomycota; Pucciniomycetes; Pucciniales; Pucciniaceae
Exons: 5
Coding region: 479-2275 (598 amino acids)
Molecular function (GO): oxidoreductase activity
Source: RefSeq, a predicted model, not a curated record